Messenger RNA from Tilletiaria anomala UBC 951, 926 nucleotides. RefSeq names its product glycoside hydrolase family 25 protein. The transcript is spliced from 5 exons. The coding region runs from base 220 to 801 and encodes 193 amino acids. The record is from RefSeq and is a predicted model, not a curated record. Gene Ontology annotation, biological process: carbohydrate catabolic process; cell wall macromolecule catabolic process; peptidoglycan catabolic process. NCBI's taxonomy places the organism in Eukaryota, Fungi, Basidiomycota, Exobasidiomycetes, Georgefischeriales, Tilletiariaceae. Gene Ontology annotation, molecular function: lysozyme activity.
CUCAUCGCCGUUCUAUCCGCCUUGGCCACCCUUGUCGCCGCUGCCCCAGCCGGAGACAACGAGCUCACCAAGCGGGACAACGUACCUGGGUUGUGAGGGCACUGUACCCGCUGGGCCAGCUGUUUAGAAUGUCUUGUCGCACGGUGCAUUGGCUGAUUGCGUCGUGCCUUGCCUUUCUCGGGUCACAGCGACAUCUCGCACUACCAGGGAACAGUGAACAUGAAGACACAGAAGGCCAAAGGCGCUCAAUUCGUCAUCAUAAAGGCGACCGAAGGCACUAGCUCCAAGGACUCUUCCUUCAGCCCCAAUUACGGAGGUGCCACCAGCGCCGGCCUGAUUCGUGGCGGCUACCACUUUGCGCACCCGGAUAGUUCCAGCGGCGCCGCGCAAGCCAACUUCUUCCUCAAGAACGGAGGUGGCUGGACCAACGAUGGCAUCACGCUCCCUGGUAUGGUUGACAUGGAGUACAACCCCAACGGUGCCACAUGCUACGGUCUCAGCCAUUCCGCUAUGGUCUCAUGGAUCAAGGACUUUGGCGACACUUACAAGGCCCACACUGGCCGCCACCCUAUGAUCUACACUACUCUCGACUGGUGGACCCAGUGCACGGGCAACUCGGCCGCGUUCGGCGAUUACCCGCUGGUGCAGGCACACUACAGCUCGUCCAUCGGCACGCCGCCAGCGUCCUGGUCGUACGCCUCAUUCUGGCAAUUCUCCGACUCGCAGAAUCCUUACCCUGGCGACCAGGACAGGUGGCAAGGAACCCUCGCCAACCUCAAGAAGUUUGCGAAGGGCGGAUAAGCGUUCGAUACACGCGCGUGCCUCUUCCUUACGAACAAGAAAGAAGAAUCCUGACGGUACCGUACUUUCACCUCCCUAUAAAGUGAAUUUAAACAAUGGUAUUUUACAGAAGACUUCGACUGGGC